Molecule: messenger RNA, 1041 nt
Organism: Aegilops tauschii subsp. strangulata
Lineage: Eukaryota; Viridiplantae; Streptophyta; Magnoliopsida; Poales; Poaceae
Source: RefSeq, a predicted model, not a curated record
AUGGAACCGUUCUUUGGUGAGGUCGUUAUUAGAGAUGACGGCGGCAAUGGUGGCCUCACGUCAUGGGUUUUUGGAACCCUCAAUUCCAUGAGGGAAGUCACGAUGAGAUCUCUCUGCUACGUGACUUUCCUGCUCAUCUCGUCCAUCAGCAGCGUGCAACUCUCUGCAUCCGUACGCCUCUUGGCCGAAAGUCCACAUGGCCAGCCAGGUGCACCGGCGCCGCUCCCUCCCGGCGGCCUGCCGGGAAACUUCCCGGCUAAUGUCCCCGCGAGCAUGUCAGACAACAUUCCGGGGAACCUCCCUGCUAGCCUGCCAGAGAACAUGCCGAUAAACCUCCCUGCCAACGUGCCACCGGGGGUGCUUGCGAACGUGCCACCGGGGAUGCUAGCCAGUGUACCACCGGAGAUGCUGGCCAACCUCUCCACCACCAUGACGCCGGCGAUGCUGUCCAAGAUCCCGCCGGAGGCGCUGGCCAGCAUCCCGCCAGACAAGCUGCCACCAAACGUGACGCCAGAUAUGUUGGUCACCCUCGCGGCGAUGAAGCAGCAGGAGCAGCAGCAGCCAGGGCAGCCUGCUGCUGGGGCAUCCCAGGGCAACGCAGCGGCGGGCUUGCCGCAGAUCCCCAAGAUGCCCGACUUAUCGGGGCUGACGAACCUCUCUUUCCCGCCGAUGCCUUCGGCGUCCCUGCCGAAGAUGCCGCAAAACCUCUCGCUCUUCGGGUUCGACGUGAAGAUCCCAAAGUUCAUCAACAAGAUGGUAAAGGAGAACACAGAUUCCUGAAGAAAGCAAAGCUUCUUUGUUGAUGGUGCAUGCACGAGCACGACAUGGUUUGAUCCCAAGGCCAAGCUUGCCCUGAGGAGACUUCUCAAUGUUGCUGCCAUGAGUCGUAUCUGUAUUUUCUGAUGAAAGAGUUGCUUGCAUAUUGCCAAAUUCGUACGUUACCACGGGAGCAAGGUGAUUAGAAGAUGUAAAAAUAGGAAUAAAUCGAUAUUGUAUUCGUCUCAGAAAUCCUUUGCAUGCGAUUUUUUUUCUUUCAGAUAA